AGCCGAAUCCAUGUAACAAAAUCCCUAUUAGAAUGUCAGACGCUGCAAAUUAGGGUUUUAUACCCUCUAUCGCCUGUGAUUUUCCGAUCUACCAAGACAGGGAAAGAUGCCGGCGGGACAUGGAUUGAGGUCCAGGACAAGGGACCUAUUCGCCAGAGGAUUCAGGAAGAAGGGUACCAUUCAUCUUUCCACUUACCUCAGAACUUAUCACGUCGGAGAUUAUGUUGAUAUCAAGGUGAACGGCGCCGUGCACAAAGGUAUGCCUCAUAAGUUCUAUCAUGGACGCACCGGUCAGGUUUGGAACGUCACCAAGCGUGCCAUUGGUGUUGAAAUGAACAAGCAGGUUGGUAACAGAAUCAUCAAGAAAAGGAUUCAUGUUCGUAUUGAGCAUGUGAUGCCUUCGAGGUGCACAGAAGAGUUCAAGCAGAGGGUUAAGAAGAACGAUCAACUAAAGUUGGAGGCGAAGGCUAGAGGUGAGGUGAUCAGCACCAAGAGGCAACCUUUGGGACCCAAACCAGGGUUCAUGGUUGAAGGUACGACUUUAGAGACCGUAACUCCCAUUCCAUAUGAUGUUGUUAACGAUCUCAAAGGAGGAUACUAAGUUUAAAGCUUGUUUCAAGGAUAUCGUGUCAAAUUUUGUUUCGUUGUGCUUGUUAGAACCCAGAUUUGUUCAUCUUUUUUCUGUUUAUGUUAUGGGGAUAUUAAGUAUCGGUUCUAGGAUUUUGAAACAAAUUAUUCAGACGAUGCUUUCGGUUCUAUAUUUAUGAGAUUGGAACUUAUCUUACUGU
Cynara cardunculus var. scolymus (artichoke) is the source of this 788-nucleotide messenger RNA. RefSeq names its product 60S ribosomal protein L21-1-like. NCBI's taxonomy places the organism in Eukaryota, Viridiplantae, Streptophyta, Magnoliopsida, Asterales, Asteraceae. Gene Ontology annotation, molecular function: structural constituent of ribosome. The transcript has 2 exons. The coding region runs from base 107 to 601 and encodes 164 amino acids. Gene Ontology annotation, biological process: translation. Gene Ontology annotation, cellular component: cytosolic large ribosomal subunit; ribosome. The record is from RefSeq and is a predicted model, not a curated record.